Molecule: messenger RNA, 2679 nt
Organism: Schistocerca cancellata (South American locust)
Lineage: Eukaryota; Metazoa; Arthropoda; Insecta; Orthoptera; Acrididae
Exons: 9
Coding region: 22-2679 (885 amino acids)
Source: RefSeq, a predicted model, not a curated record
AUUGAAUAUGUUUUUAUUUAAAUGUAUGCAUUGUGUUUUAUUGUGAGUACAUCGGAAGCAAGAGUAUUGACGACUUUUUAUUGCAUCAGAAGUAUGGGUGAAUGCAGUACUCUUGGUCAAAACCUACCAUCAGGGUCAGGGCUGUGUGGCAUCAAAAGAAGUCAUUCCAGUGAUGACAGUGAUGAUGCCACCAUCCCAACCAAGGUCUUCAAAAAUGACAUUUGUAGGUUGAUUGAUUUGCCAGAGCGCCAUACGGAUCCUGGAUCAGAGACUGAAUUUUCAUUUCAGGAAGAAGAAACAGAUUUAUGUUGCCGCAGCAGCGAAACGUCUAGCAGUGAGUGGUCAGAGAGAAAUGCAGUAGGUCGUGUCGAAUUUGAAAUACGGUCACCUAAUGAAGGGCCGAAUCCUUUUGGCGAUAGCAGUACUGCGAGUGAUGCCAGUGUGAACGAGCUUCAAGUUGUUGGGCUUCCACCACCCAAGACAUGGGACAAUGCAGGAAAUUCUAGUUGUGCUUCAUCAGGCAGCUCUGACGUCUUUGAUCCAGAAAUCCCGAGGAGGGAUUACUGGACGUGUCUGCAGUGCAGCAACGUGAACAACAGACCUGCAUUCCGAUACUGCGAGAAAUGUUACAAGGUGAGGCGGGACAUGUACCAGCCGCGGGUGAAACCAAGGAAGAGAAGAAAGAGGAAGAGCUCAAAGGGAGUGGCCACUGCAAGGAAUUCCAUAGCUAUGAAGGUAGUCAGUGAGAGGACUACAAGCACAAACAAAUUUCAGCCCAACAGUACGAUGUUCAGAGACACUUUUAAAAGCUGUGAUGAUUUGAAAACAUCACCAAUAGCUUUUAGUGGAGUAAAACUGGAAUCGUGUUCCCAGGAGAACAGGGACAGCGGUGUAGCUUGCAGCCAAAGCAGUGGCGUGGCCUGUAGUCAGAGCACAGUUGCCUCUGCCCUGCCGGCAAGUGGCAAAGACAGUGACUCCAGCCUGAGUCCAGACUCUGGUGCCGAUACUCGGGAAUUCCAUGGCAUCAAGCUCUCCAGCACCAGAGAGCACAGUUUGAAAGUCAGCUCACUGGGACUUGACUUGAGACAAAGUGUUGAUGUAGUCGAUUUGUUAGCGCGUGUCACACGUCGAGAAGCUUGUGUGAUUGCCUCACAGUCAAAUAAUUUACAUCAAGACAGCAGUCAAAUUGACUCAUCAUCACAGACAUCAUGUCGAGAUGUUCAAAGAGCUGUUCAUGCUGUGCGGACUUUGUAUAGAAGUGUGGAUGAAGUUGAUGCUGUGGAGCCUUACAGGAAUCAAUGUGUUGAUGAAGUUAACACUGUGAAUCCUUCCAUGAGUCAGGGUGUUGAUGAAGUCGACGCUGUGCAUCCUUCCAUGAGUCAGGGUGUUGAUGAAGUUGACACUGUGCAUCCUUCCACAAGUCAGGGUGUUGAUGAAGUCGACGCUGUGCAUCCUUCCACGAGUCAGGGUGUUGAUGAAGUCGACGCUGUGCAUCCUUCCACGAGUCAGGGUGUUGAUGAAGUCGAUGCUGUGCAUCCUUCCACGAGUCAGGGUGUUGAUGAAGUCGACGCUGUGCAUUCUUCCACGAGUCAGGGUGUUGAUGAAGUCGACGCUGUGCAUCCUUCCACGAGUCAGGGUGUUGAUGAAGUCGACGCUGUGCAUCCUUCCACGAGUCAGGGUGUUGAUGAAGUCGACGCUGUGCAUCCUUCCACGAGUCAGGGUGUUGAUGAAGUCGACGCUGUGCAUCCUUCCACGAGUCAGGGUGUUGAUGAAGUCGACGCUGUGCAUCCUUCCACGAGUCAGGGUGUUGAUGAAGUCGACGCUGUGCAUCCUUCCACGAGCCAGGGUGUUGAUGAAGUCGACGCUGUGCAUCCUUCCACGAGCCAGGGUGUUGAUGAAGUCGACGCUGUGCAUCCUUCCACGAGCCAGGGUGUCGAUGAAGUCGACGCUGUGCAUCCUUCCACGAGCCAGGGUGUCGAUGAAAUUGACUCUGUGCGACCUUCCACGAGUCAGGAUGUUGAUGAAGUCGACGCUGUGUGGCCUUCCUCGAGUCAGGGUGUCGAUGAAAUUGACUCUGUGCGACCUUCCACGAGUCAGGAUGUUGAUGAAAUUGACUCUGUGCGACCUUCCAUGAGUCAAAGUGUUAAUGAAGUUGACUCUGCGUGCCCUUGCACAAGUUGGGGUGUUGAUAAAGUUGAUGCUGUUUGGCCUUCUGUGAGUCAGGGUGUUGAUGAAGUGGACACUGGGCAGCAACACACAAGUCGGAUUGUUGAUGAGGUUGACUAUGUGCAGCAUUCCAGUAAGGGAAGUGUCUGUGAACUGCGCUCUGUGAAAACUCAGACUGAUCUCUGCUUUAUUUCAAAGAGUGACAUACCAAAAGAAAAGCCAAUUGUUGAUGUCGAUAAAUUGUGGCUGCGAACAAAUGCACAGACACCAUAUGUUGAGCCUAUACUGUGCAUCCGCAGCAAGAAUGUGGUACCUUAUGUUGCAAUCAUGUAUCAUGCCAAACUGUUAGUUUGCAGUGGCAAACAGAGUGCUAUCUCUCAGGUGAGGCGAGAUAUGUGCUUGCUAUGGGUGAAACCGAGAAAGAGGAAGGGCUCAAAGGGAGUGGCCAUUGCAAGGAAUUUCACAGCUGAGAAGGCAAACAGUAAGAGGCCUACAGGUGCAAACAAAUACUAG